AUGAUUUUGAUUACUGAUCAAUGAUUGUGAAUUUGUAGAACCGUUCAGGGCUUUCACCUCUUCCUCCAGAACCAGUUGCUUUCAACAAUGGUUGUGAUGCAAAUCAUGAUAUCUCUCUUGCUAUAGUUACUAGACCCAAUUUUAAGGAAUUGAAGAGGAAAGGGAGGGAGAUUGGCCAUGGUAGUUGAACGUAACCAACAACAGGAGGUAUAUCACGGAGAUUGAACUUGUGAAACAUGCAGACUCUUACAAGUUUCACUGAUCUGUUUCUUUUAGGAUAUACAACACAGGAAGUGAAGCAGGAAAGAAGAGGAUUUAGCAAGAGAUUGGCCACCAUUUGCCCCAGUUGUUCAUAAUGAUAUUGCAAAUGAUAUGUUGAUUUAUUGACAAAAGUUGAUGUUUAUUGCCCUUCCAUCAUUCUUAGGAUUGGUUAUGUGCUUUUUCUGGAAUGACAUAAUUGCUACUGUAGCAUGCAUCAAAGGGGAAAGAUGGAAGCAUCAUACUGGGGAAUUGGAUCUCGUCUUCCCAUCAUGAUGAUAGUUCGCAACAUCUUACAAGAACUAAAGAUCAACCAUUACUGUUUUGAACAUAUACACAAUUGUCAAAAUAUCAAAAACAUGUUCAUAUAUCUAUUUAUGCCUUAUGGUGAACAGAAGGGAAAAACUCUUGACAGGAAACAGAGAUUUGACGCUAAAGAUUUUGCUGAUUGUGUUUUCAUUGGUUUUUACUCGGACUAUCUAAUACAUGUAAUGAGAUUAU
Rubroshorea leprosula is the source of this 759-nucleotide messenger RNA. Lineage: Eukaryota; Viridiplantae; Streptophyta; Magnoliopsida; Malvales; Dipterocarpaceae. The record is from the annotation of a GenBank genome assembly.